GAUAGAUGCGACGUACAAAAAGUAUGUUCGUAUAUGAAAAUGGGGUGCGAAUACCGUUGAUACGUCAUUGUAAUUCGUGGCAUUACGGUUACUCAAAGCAGGGAGAGGGGGAAAGGGGAGUUCAGAGGGACGGUGCGCAUCAUUGCAGCGUUGCAGUUGUCCGCCAUUGCUAGGGAGUUAACUUCGGUACUAGGCCAGACGAGGGUCUCGGUGUUCGUCGCGUGCCCCCUCCCUCUUUCAUCGUGGAAAAAACUAUUUAGUGAUUUCGUGUUACGAUUUUGGGUAUUUUGAGAUCCGGCGAUUUCGAAUCGGCCCCACGUUCCGAAGUAAUGGAGAAGAAGAGGCAUUCGACGAUGGUUACGAGCAACGAUGCGGUAUUGAAUUUUCUAACACCAACGGGUCAGCGUCUUACCCCGACGGGGAAAAUCAGCCAUGCUAAGACGCGUGUCUACACACAGCGAUAUCGCAAAGAAUGGGAACAGAUGUCCGAUUUUAAAGGAUGGUUGACGCAUGUGCCAUUUCAACCUACACGUGCUUAUUGCCUGUAUUGCAAGAAAAACCUUCACGCCCAUAGACUUUCUUUAUUGAAACAUACGUGCACGAUGAAGCACCAACGUGCAGCAUUGUUACACGAGGCAGAGGAAAAGAAAAAGGCAGCUGCUUUGAAGGUGGAUCCGGAAGAGGAAGUUGAAAUAGAAGAGGUUGAUGAAAUUGAGGCUAUAGAGCAUGUUCAGGCAGAAGCAGAAGAAAACGAAGAUGAAGUAGAAUACGUCGUCGAGAGAUUGGAAACGGACGACGAAUUGGACGAAUCGCAAAACAAAGAUCCGCCCGAAGACGAGGAGUGUGAAAUCGAAGAGGAAGAAGAGGAGGAAGAGGAGGAGGAUGAAGAAGACGACGAUGGGAAAAGUUUACAUCUGACUUUGGACGACGAAGACGUUCAACAUAGUAUAAAAAAAAUAAAAAUAGAAAGGGUGGAAAGUUGCGGGGAUACUUUGGCCGAAGCGAUGGAUCACAUGCAAAGCGAAUAUUUAGAGGAUGUGGACAAUCAAGGGGCUGUGCAGAUGGAAAUGGUGGUAGAGUCGGAAAAUCAGUGUAACGCAGAGAUGCAAGUGAUGUCUCUUCUUCCCGAAUCGGAAGAAUGUAACAAACAAUCGCAAAAGGAGUCGCGCGAGAAUGGAAGAGCGAUUCGGCGUGGUGAAAAUAAAUUGGACCGAAAGUCUUCGAAAUUAUUGCAAAACGUAAAACAAGGAGAUGCGGAACUAGUGAUGGCAUGUCCAUUGCCUAUUUUAAGCACGGCUUAUCAAAUAAACUCGUCGGUUGCACCUACUUCUAAUACAAUCGGUGUGCUUCAACCCGUAAACACGAUUCCUAUCGCACCUGCACAAAAUAAAACAAUUACUUUAACGUCGGGUGGCAAAACUUUGACUUUAACAGGUGGUACAUUUCAACCUGGUGCCCAAUAUGUUCUGAGCAAAUUAAAGGGUAAAUUUCCUACGUUGGUAAUGACUGAUAGGAAACCUGCAACUGUAGCUAUCCAACAGGAGGAUACUGCAAAAGACGUUCAGUUAAACAAGGACCAACAUGCCGUUGCUGGUACCAGUUAUCAAAGUCCAAAGAAGCAUGUGCUUUUAAAGUCUGUUAAAUCUCCCUCGAGUAAAAAGCCCCGUAUUUCUACUCACGUUGUGGAUACAAGUAAAGGUCUACCGGUUGGAGGGUUGCAAGUUAGCCUUUAUAAAUUAAUGGAUGGUCGGUGGACGUUUUUAAACGAAAGGUAUACUUUCACUAAGCAGAGCAACACGAGUCCAAACGGCCGAUGCGUAGACCUGGUGGAUAACAUGAAAGUUAAUUUUACGACCGGACGUUACAAGAUACACUUCGACGUUGACAAAUAUUUUACUCUGAGAAGAAUAGAAACAAUGUAUCCGUUCAUCGAGAUCGUUUUCGACGUGAAGAAUCCAGCUGGUCAUUAUCACAUACCAGUGCUAUUGAGUCCUUUCGGCUAUACGACCUAUCGCGGCUCCGAAAGAUGAACGCUAACGACGUCAUGAUAUUUGACAGACAUUUUAGGAAGUGGAAGUUGUAUCGAUUUCUUUGUAAAAAUAUUUAGACAUAUAAGAAUAAACAUUUUUUAUAA
Molecule: messenger RNA, 2134 nt
Organism: Colletes gigas
Lineage: Eukaryota; Metazoa; Arthropoda; Insecta; Hymenoptera; Colletidae
Exons: 7
Coding region: 330-2030 (566 amino acids)
Biological process (GO): purine nucleobase metabolic process
Molecular function (GO): hydroxyisourate hydrolase activity
Source: RefSeq, a predicted model, not a curated record